GUAAUAAAGAACUGAGAGCGAUCACCUAUAAACCAUUGCGGUUUCGAGCUCUAACAAAAGAAGCAGGCGCCAGGUUUUAAUUAUUGAAGAAGACAUUAUAGUGCGCACGUGUGUGGGUGUGUUUGCUAUGGAUCAUCCGACGAUGCGCUACGAUGUGCAGAGCAAAGAGCUUAUCUUAGCCCAUUGCCAUUAUGUUUCACUGCCAGCGGAGCUUAUAGAGGAGUUUGGUGAACGCGCGGAAUAUCUGGAUUGCAGUCACAAUCGGCUGAUGAACCUCACGCACUUGUAUGAGUUUAAUAAUUUGCAAUAUCUCAUUCUAGACAACAAUCGACUGCACGAAGCACACUUCGAACAAAUGCAAUGGGCGCUGCCGAAAGUGAAGGUGCUGAUGUUGAACCGCAAUGAGCUGAUGGACCUGCAGAAGACUAUUCAACUUUUGGCGAGCAUAUUUCCAAAUUUGGAGUACCUCAGCUUGCACGGUAACCCUAUAUGCCCCGAUGAAUUAGAGCUGCAGCCAUUUUGUGAAUACGUGGAUUAUGAAUAUGAGUACUACAGGUCGCAGAUUUCAAGCGCUUUUGGGAGACUAAAAUUUCUAGAUCAUCACGAUCUGCAGAGAAAAGCGAUGUCACGUUCACCAAACAUAUCACCACAUCAAAAGACACCCAAUAGAAAAUUUUGGCCUAUAGCGAGAAAUGAUUUCCCAAGAGAGAGCAGCCAAUCUAUUACCGAAGGCUUCAAUUUCGGUAAAUUGCUUCCAGUGAAAAUUCGUAGUUUAAUACAAAAUGGCGAAUCAGAGGAAAUAUACAGCAUUACAAAUAAAGAUUUGUAAGAAUCGUUCAGAAUAUUAAAUAAAAAACAAAACCAAUUUGUGCUCAA
Molecule: messenger RNA, 876 nt
Organism: Bactrocera tryoni
Lineage: Eukaryota; Metazoa; Arthropoda; Insecta; Diptera; Tephritidae
Product: leucine-rich melanocyte differentiation-associated protein
Exons: 6
Coding region: 128-829 (233 amino acids)
Biological process (GO): melanocyte differentiation
Source: RefSeq, a predicted model, not a curated record